CCUCCGGGCCCUCCCGCCCGCGCUCCCCGAGGCCGCAACGCCGCGCUUUGCUCGCCGUGCCCGCUCCGCUCCCGCUCCCCUCUCGCCCAGCCCGGGGCCGCUCCCUCUGCAGCCGCCGCCGCGAAGACCCUGAGGCCGUCCGCGCCCACCAUGCGGGCUCAGCUCUGGCUGCUGCAGCUGCUGCUGCUCCGUGGGGUCGCGCGCGCGCUCAGUCCCGCAACACCCGCAGGUCAUGAUGAAGGCCAAGGCCCGGAAUGGACGGCCGAGGGAACCAGGCAAGGCUGGCGUCGGAGAGCUCGAGAGAGUCCCGGGCAGGUGCUGAAGCCAGGCAGGACCCAGCUAAGCCAGGACCUGGGAGGGGCCUCCCUGGCCAUUGACACACUCCCAGACAACAGGACCAGGGUGGUGGAAGACAACCACAACUACUAUGUGUCCCGUGUCUAUGGUCCUGGUGAGCGUCGCAGCAGGGAUCUGUGGGUAGACAUAGCCGUGGCCAACCGGAGCCACGUGAAGGUCCACAGGAUCCUCUCAAGCUCUCACCGGCAGGCUUCGAGAGUGGUCUUGUCCUUUGAUUUCCCUUUCUACGGGCAUCCUCUUCGGCAGAUCACCAUAGCAACUGGAGGCUUUAUCUUCAUGGGCGACGUGCUCCACCGGAUGCUCACAGCUACUCAGUAUGUGGCGCCCCUGAUGGCCAACUUCAACCCCGGCUACUCCGACAACUCCACAGUUGCUUACUUUGACAAUGGGACAGUCUUUGUGGUUCAGUGGGACCAUGUUUACCUCCAAGGCCGAGAGGACAGGGGCAGCUUCACCUUCCAGGCAGCCCUUCACCAAGAUGGCCGCAUUGUCUUCGGCUACAAAGAGAUCCCUAUGGCUGUCCUGGAAAUCAGCUCUGCCCAGCACCCUGUCAAGGCAGGCCUGUCAGAUGCCUUCAUGAUUCUCAAUUCAUCCCCAGAGGUGCCCGAGUCUCGGAGACGGACCAUUUUCGAAUACCAUCGUGUGGAACUGGACUCCGGCAAGAUCACCAACACAUCGGCUGUGGAGUUCACUCCAUUGCCAACCUGCCUCCAGCAUCGGAGCUGCAACACCUGCAUGUCCUCGAACCUGACCUUCAACUGUAGCUGGUGCCAUGUCCUGCAGAGAUGCUCCAGUGGCUUUGACCGUUACCGCCAGGAGUGGUUGGCCUAUGGCUGUGCCCAGGAGGUGAGAAGUGCAGAGGGCAGGACCUGUGAGGACUUCCAGGAUGAGGGCCACUACUCAGCCUCCCCCGACAGCUCCUUCGGCCCCUUUGAUGGUGACCAUACUACCUCUUCCUCCCUCUUCAUCGACAGUCUCACCACAGAAGAUGACACCAAACUGAAUCCCUACGCAGGAGGCGACGGACUUCAGGACAACUUGUCCCCAAAGACCAAGGGUCCCCCUGUGCACCUGGGCACCAUCGUGGGCAUCGCGCUGGCUGUGCUCCUGGUAGCGGCCAUCAUCCUGGCUGGGAUUUACAUCAGCGGCCACCCUAACUCCAAUGCUGCGCUCUUCUUCAUCGAGCGGAGACCUCACCACUGGCCGGCCAUGAAGUUCCGAAACCACCCCAACCACUCUACCUACACAGAGGUCGAGCCCUCGGGCCACGAGAAGGAGGCCUUCAUGGAGGCCGAGCAGUGCUGAGAGCAUCAGGCCAGAGACCUGGGGAUGGCAUGAGAUGGAGUCACAGCAAAGAGAAGUGAUUUUUCCUGGCUUCCUCUGAGCUGGCCGUGAGCCAGGAAGACAACAGCUUAUGGUGACAAAACCACAGUUUGGUCCUCACACCCCAGAUAAAAGGGGUACAGUAACACAACCAUGAGGGUUUCUUAAAGGAACACUAACCUCAGAGUUCUCUGUUCCGAUGGGAGGGGCUCUUUUUUGGGGUCUCCCAAUGGUCUGCGCUGUAGCUAUCACAGAGCCCCUCCCCACUGGAGACAGCCUGGUCACAAGCCCCUGCUGGGGCUCCUGCAUUCUAAGGUCCAGAAGCUCAAGGGCUGGUGUUCCUAGCUAUGGAGUCAGUGCGCCUGGCUCCAAACUCCGUGGCUCUGGAAGCCUGAAGAAGGGGUCCCCUCCACCAGAGAGCUCUUACCCCUUGAGACAAACCAAGUGCGAGGAGAGAAAAGGAACCCAGGGGAACCUGUGUCUUCUGGCCUUGGUCCUUUGCUGCAUCCUUUCUGCAGAGACCCAGGGCCGACAUCAGACACUGCAGCCUGCAUCCCAGGCUGCGCCCUGCGCUGCCCCUCAGCCCCCUCCCUUGCAAGCCGGUCUUGCAUGGCUGCCAGCAAUGAGUGGGCGCUUGCUGUACCAUGUGUCUGGUGCCCGCUUUACCCUCUGGCCUCUUCUGUUGUCAAUGCCGGGAGUUUCCUAAAGAGAGGAAACCACUUACCUGGCUCCUAUUUCUCCUUGACUGACCUGGGUGGCGUCUUUUUGUAACCAUUAACAACAAACAGGUGGCCAGAGGUUUCCCUGAGAACCAGCCCAUCCGGUUGUAUCCUGUAGAAGCACAGCUGCCAGGAACGUAGGGCCGAGAAACCAGGCAUGGGAGGGACCUUGACCUGGAAAUCGGCCUCCAACUCUCCAGCUCUGCAAAGAGCUUUGGGGGCAGGGAGUUGAUGCUCCCCUACUUAGCCUGGUUUUAAGGGACUUCUGUCCCUGUGAUGGGCAGGACUGCUUCCGAAGGACGAUGAAAAUCUAGAGCUUACCCUCCCUCCAAAUAAAUACCAUCAGCAAAUAAA
Molecule: messenger RNA, 2753 nt
Organism: Peromyscus maniculatus bairdii (prairie deer mouse)
Lineage: Eukaryota; Metazoa; Chordata; Mammalia; Rodentia; Cricetidae
Gene: Plxdc1
Product: plexin domain containing 1
Source: RefSeq, a predicted model, not a curated record